CUUCUCUACAUAAAACAUACCUGCUAGCAAAUAUUAGUAAUUAUGAGUAUGUACGUUUUUCUAGUUGUACUCGGAUUUCUUGCCGAAGAAAUUUUGUGUCAUGGUAUUUUCUGGUACCCUCCAAACAGAAGUACCCUCUGGAGGUACAAUAGCAUUGCUCCUAUAAACUAUAACGAUAAUGGCCUUAAUUGCGGAGGAUUCCAUACCCAAUACUAUGUAAAUGGUGGAAAAUGUGGCAUCUGUGGGGAUUCUUACUCGGACUCUCAUCCUCAGAAUAAUGAAAACACUGGCAAAUAUGGAAGAGGAAUAAUAGCUGCGACAUACGAAGCUGGUAGUGUUAUUGAUAUAAAAAUCAAACUCACAGCUAACCAUUUGGGUACAUUUACAUACAGCCUGUGCAAAUUGGAAGACCCUAACGCACCUGAACCUGGUGAACACUGCUUCACACCACUGUUGCUAGCUGAUGGUUCCAGUCAAUACGGCGUCUCAAAAGAUGAAUUUUACAUUGAAAACAAGAUAAAGCUUCCAGAAGAGACUUGUGAACGAUGUGUCCUACGAUGGCAUUACAGAGCAGGUAACAACUGGGGAGAAUGUGGUGAUGGAAGUUCCGGACUGGGAUGUGGACCUCAAGAAACCUUCCGUUCUUGUGCCGAUAUCAGCAUUGUUUAGUUUAAACUCUAUUUUAACCUUGGUUUAAUUAGCUAAUAAUUAGGUUUCAAAUACUCUAUUGGGCAUAUUUUGCUUUUCUGCCACAUCUAAGUACUUUUGUAUUUGUAUGUAAUAAUAUUUAUAAAUAAUUUAAUAAAUA
This is a messenger RNA of Anoplophora glabripennis (Asian longhorned beetle), 808 nucleotides long. RefSeq lists its product as uncharacterized. The record is from RefSeq and is a predicted model, not a curated record. The transcript has 4 exons. NCBI's taxonomy places the organism in Eukaryota, Metazoa, Arthropoda, Insecta, Coleoptera, Cerambycidae. The coding region runs from base 43 to 669 and encodes 208 amino acids.